GGGCUAUGGGGCCGGGUGGGACUGGGCGCUCUGGGACUCCGGGGCUCUGACGGGGUCCUGGAGGAGGCACCGAGGGCCCAGGGCUUGGGGGCGGCCCAUCGGGGGACUUGACUCCCCCGGGUCCCAGCGGGUCCCAGCGGGUCCCAGCCCGCUGCUCGGAGGCCUGGCUUCUACCGGCGGCCGGCGGGAGGCGACGCUGAAGCCUCGGUUUGCCCUCCUGCAGACAUGGGGCGCAGAAAGUCAAAACGGAAGCCACCCCCCAAGAAGAAGAUGACAGGCACCCUAGAGACCCAGUUUACCUGCCCCUUCUGCAACCACGAGAAGUCUUGUGACGUGAAAAUGGACCGGGCCCGCAACACCGGAGUCAUCUCUUGUACCGUGUGCCUGGAAGAAUUCCAGACGCCCAUCACUUAUCUGUCGGAACCAGUGGACGUGUACAGCGAUUGGAUAGAUGCCUGCGAGGCAGCCAAUCAGUAGCAACGCAGAGGACCCACUCCCUUGGCAGCCUCACCUGCUGGCCGCCCUGAGGAAGAUGCUCGCAGAUGAGGAAACAGGCCCGAGACAGGAGGUCACCGGCCAAAGGUCCCACAGCCAGAAGACUGCACGGCCGGGCCUUGAACCCACGAGGCCUGGUUUCACAGCCCAGCGUCUUACUUCCUCCUGAGUCCAGGGUCCAGGCUAAGGGAACAGCUCCUGGCUUCCUGGGGGCUGGGGGGUGGCGGGGAGCACUGGAGAAGAGUAAGGGACCCUUGUCCUAGGGUCGCGAGGAGUCUCUCGGAAGGCUGGAGGUGGAGCCAUGCGCACGUGUAGGGUGUAAGAAGAAAUGUUUGGGCUUUGUCCCUGGCUCCUGGCAGGAAGCUUGUAAAACCCUUGGAAUUUCCUGAGCAACUGGAGUAUCUUUUGUCAUCCAUAAAGAGCCCCUUUUGAUCACAGGUGAGAUUAUGCUAAUGAAGUGACUUAGAGUGGGGCCCUAGAUAGUCUCAGGAAGGGGCAGGAUGCAGAGUAAGAACUCAGCCACACCCACCAACCUUCGGGAAGGGGAAGGGACCUACAGAUGAAGUGCGAUAUGAGGAUAUGAGGACAAGAUUUGGUGAGCUUCCACCCUUGGUGAACACAGGGAGGUGCUGGGACACUUGGAGAGGGCACGGAAGCUCCACCCUCAUUCCCCAUACCUUGCCCUAGGCAUCUCUUCCGUCUGGCUCCUCCCGAGUUAUAUCCUUUUAUAAUAAACCAGUGA
Molecule: messenger RNA, 1237 nt
Organism: Eubalaena glacialis (North Atlantic right whale)
Lineage: Eukaryota; Metazoa; Chordata; Mammalia; Artiodactyla; Balaenidae
Gene: ELOF1
Product: elongation factor 1
Exons: 5
Coding region: 226-477 (83 amino acids)
Biological process (GO): transcription elongation by RNA polymerase II
Cellular component (GO): transcription elongation factor complex
Molecular function (GO): RNA polymerase II complex binding
Source: RefSeq, a predicted model, not a curated record